Molecule: messenger RNA, 1461 nt
Organism: Dujonia railenensis
Lineage: Eukaryota; Fungi; Ascomycota; Pichiomycetes; Serinales; Debaryomycetaceae
Source: the annotation of a GenBank genome assembly
AUGACGCCUCCCAGAAUUAAAAGGUCCAUCUCGGUGGACUCAAUUGCACCCACGCUCAGCUCAUUGUUCAGCAGAAAGAGGUCCAGAAGAUCGUUUGAGUCGAAUGAGACCCCAGUAGAGACACCGCAGGAAUCCUCGGCAGGGGAGGAAGAGAGCAACGAAGAUAAAAACUCGGAUGACGACGAAUACGAAUCAGUAGACGAACUGAAAACCAACGGAGACAGGGUCGAUAUUCCCCUCCCAGUUCGCAAGAGAAGAAAGACCGUGAAGACGGCCAAGCAGAUCGAGUUCGAAGAGAACGAAAGAAAGUUGGAUGAAGAGUUGCCAGAGGAUCUCCGCAAGUUUAGACCCAAGGGCUACAAGUUCAACAUCCCGCCUAAAGACAGACCAAUCCGAGUAUACGCCGAUGGGGUUUUCGACUUAUUUCAUUUGGGACACAUGAAGCAAUUGGAGCAGGCUAAAAAGUCAUUUCCCAACGUACAGUUGGUUUGCGGUAUACCUUCAGAUAUUGAGACCCACAAGAGGAAGGGGUUGACCGUGUUGACCGAUCAACAAAGAAUCGAAACAUUACAGCACUGUAGGUGGGUUGACGAGGUCAUUCCUAAUGCGCCAUGGUGUGUGAAUACAGACUUUCUUCUCAAGCACAAGUUGGACUACGUUGCCCAUGAUGAUCUUCCCUACGCAUCGACAGACUCGGACGAUAUCUAUAAGCCCAUCAAAGAAAUGGGGAUGUUUUUGACUACUCAGAGAACCGAAGGGAUCUCCACGAGUGAUAUCAUUACCAAGAUUAUCAGAGAUUACGACAAAUACUUAAUGAGAAACUUCGCCAGAGGGGCUACGAGAAAGGAGUUGAAUGUCAGUUGGUUAAAGAAGAAUGAAUUAGAAUUCAAAAAGCAUAUCAACGACUUCAGAACAUACUGGAAGAGGAAUCAAACGAACAUAAAUAAUGUCAGCCGCGACUUGUAUUUUGAAGUUAGAGAAUACAUGAGAGGAAGGAAAUUCGAUAUGGGUUCGUUUUUGGAGAACGCUUCUCUCAAUAGCGAAAAGUCUUCAGGGUUGGAUUCAAUCGCAUCGUCAAGAGGCUCGUCUCCUUUGACUGAUUUUGCUGCUAAAUACAUUGGAAACGCAAACAAGGAGCUAAAUAGAGAAAGAGUACAGAAGAAGAAUCUUUUUGCUAAUGUAAAGGAAUGGAUGUUGAGAGAUGAUUCGCACGAUGAGUACAGCACUAACGACGAGAUGUCCAAGGAUCCAACUGUGAUGGAGCCAAAGGUUCCAAAGACUAGGCAGGAUAAUGCUAAAGCCAAUGCUAAAACGGGGGCCAAGGCGGGGGAGGAAUUGGACCGUGAGGCAGAGCCUGAUGCAGAGGAAUUAGCUACCGAUACACCAAAGGGUAGAAAAGCCCCGAGUUCACCUAGAAAGGUGAGGAAAGUUCCUAACAAGAAGACCAAAAAGAGCUCCUGA